Molecule: messenger RNA, 339 nt
Organism: Symbiodinium sp. CCMP2456
Lineage: Eukaryota; Dinophyceae; Suessiales; Symbiodiniaceae
Source: the annotation of a GenBank genome assembly
AUGAUGCUUGCAGGCUGUGGCUGUGAACGUGAAUCCAUUGGCAAUUGCACCGUCGAGAAGCUCUCCCAGUCGAACGAGAUUUGCGGUGCGUCAGGCUACAGCAAAGUCAUGAGUGGCGACACAACUGUGGCAGACUGCUGCGCGGCGAUCAAAGCUGUGCAGGAUUGCUACACGGUUUGCUCCUGUGACACGGAAUGCGCAGUUCAAGACACGGCCACCGCCUGCCCAGCAACUGGGACACUAAAGGAUCCCAUUGGUUUUUGGCAGUCGAUCCUUGAAGGUCUGAGCAAAGACGGUGAGACCUGCGCCACGGCGGGCGUAACAGGCACGAAGUGCUGA